This is a messenger RNA of Prorocentrum cordatum, 4661 nucleotides long. The record is from the annotation of a GenBank genome assembly. NCBI's taxonomy places the organism in Eukaryota, Dinophyceae, Prorocentrales, Prorocentraceae.
GUUGCACGCCCUCAGACAUGGUGGACGCUGAUGGGGAGGAGGAGGUGCCUGCCGACCUCGCGGCUGUGGAGCCCGUGGCCGCCGCCCGCGGGCUCCCCGUGCAGGUGGGCCGUCUGUAUCGCUGCACGGCGUUCGACUCAGAGUCGCGGCCGCAGGGUGAGUACCUCAUCCAAGUUGUAGGCGCCUACCCGCCCGACGAGGAGGGCCAGUUCGCACGGGCCGAGCAGAUCUGCUGCAGCGACGGCUACUGGGCCUGGUGGAUGGCACAUCCCGUGGAGCGCGGAGGAGCAGGCCGACCUCUCGAUCACUUCUGUACGGAGGAGAUGCGCCUAGCCUCGCCGAGCGCCUCGCGCGGGACACUGAUUCACGUCUCGGAGUUUGAGGAGGUCGACGCAGCAGAGGCGUCGGAGUUCUAUCUGGAGUGCAAGGCGGUGGACUCUUGGGCUAAGUGGCCAGAGGAGUUCGGGCCUGAGCCUACUGGAGAGGCGGCGGCUCGCGAGUCGACGGAGGACGCCCUGGACGAGUUCGGCAUGCCGCUCGACAGUUGCGUGGUUCAGGACACAGCUGCCCCUGCCUCAGGCUCGCGCCCCAGGGCGGCGCCAGCGCACGUUGGCAGCCGCCAGCCCGCUGCCCUGCAGGCUUCGCCGCUGGCGGGGGCAGGCGCCCGCCUGUCAGCCGCGGCGCCCCCUGCGCGCGAGGCGGUGGCUGGAGCAGCCCCUGCGCGCGGCGGAGCAAAGCGGCCGCUGGCGGAGGUCGCACAGGACAGGGCCGGCAAGAGGCGCGCGCCCGAGGUCCCAGCGGAGGCGGCUCCGAGCGCCGAGAGCGGUGGCGCUGGCGCAGGAGGCGAGGGGCCUCUUCUCCAGUUGUCGCUCGAGGCGGCGGCCAGCAGGAGCGGCAAUGGUGACGUUUUGCAGUCAGUUCUUAGUGGCGCCAGCGGCAGCAGUGAGGGGGCUGUCCCGCGAGGUCUCGCCUCUCGUCGAGGUCAUUUUCGCCAGAUUGCCGCCAAGUUCCCAGGGCUUCUCUCGGAGCAGGCGCUGGCCAAGAUGAGUGAGUACGUCACCACGCAGGUUGGUGAGGCGGAGGGGGAGGAGUUCCCACCCAUCUUCCUGAAGUACUUCUUGAAUGUCUUCAUCCCUCAGAACCCCAUCAAGUCGAUCGGGAUUGGGGUCUACCGCGAGAUGAGGACAGUUUGCGAGGCCGCCGAUGCCAUCCUCUCGGGCAAGACGGCCUACGCCUUGGACGUGCUGAGUCAACGGUUCAAGGCGCUUCAGCUCUUCGCUGUGGACAAGAGUUGGUCAGGUGCUCGCUGGCUGGAGCUCAUCCCGCCCUCGAACGAGCAGCUUGCGCUCAGGACGGAGGAUGAGGAGAUCGUGCGCACAGUCGAGCUGGGCGAACUGCGCCUCGAGGAGCUGCUGUCCAAGCUCAAGCGAGGGCCGCAGCGGACAGCGCAGCUGCGCGAGGACGUCUCGAAGGAGGCGACGCCGAAGGAGGUCUCCUGGAAGGCCAUCAAGGACGCCCACCCGAAGAGGCAGGGCGAGACGCGUGGAGCCCACGGCAUGCGCCUCAGGAAGCUCACGCAGGAGGCUCGCGGGCGACAGGUAAGGACGCGUGACCUGUUGCCGAUGGCCCUCCCCGACCUUACGCUCACACGAGCAUGGGUCGCAUCUCAGGACGGACCGAGAAGGAAGCGUCAGAGGUUCAGGAUUGAGGGGCGCUUAGUCGCCAGAGAAGUUUGGUCAGAUAUAGUGGUGCUGUCUCUCAACUUCGAGUACGUUGGUCGAGGUGACCCUCGUCUGUGGAGACACUCGCCAAUGCUACAUCUUGCCCAGCGGUCCGCCUACAAGACCAUCAUCUCCCACGUUGACGGCUUCUUAGAUGACCCGCUGACUCGUCGGCCUGACAUCGACUGGUCCCAGAAGAUCAGCAAGCUCAGGGUCGACUACACUGGUGAGGAGCAGGGCGAGGCCUUGCCCAUCAAGCUGGCGGAGCUCAUACCAGGCUUACCCGACAAACAGCAUGCCGCGCAGCUCCAGACGGAGGAGUUCGUUGACGAGCACAUCCUGGAGUGGCUUAUGAACCCUGAAGUUGCCACGCUGCCUGUUGCGGAGUGGCCGCUGGACCCUCCUCGCGCCCGAGUCAAUUGCGAGAGGCUCGAGGACUGGUACGAGGUCGCGGAGCACUUGAUUGGCCUCGGCAUUUUGGGCGUGGUCGACGAGGCGGACAUCUUUGCGCCGCGGGGCCAGAAGGUCUUCAACGGCCUGUUCGCUCGCGAGAAGAAGGGCAAGCCACUCGAGGGCCAGUCGAGAUGCACGCGCCUCAUCUUCAACAUGAUACCCUCCAACGCCUACCUCCGCAACAUCAUUGAGGACACGUCGACUUUGGCGGCCUCCACUUCAUGGACCAGCCUCCACUUGCCAGCAGGAUGUGUCAUGGUGUGGAGCAGCGACGACCAGAAGGGCGCCUUCUAUGUGUGGAAGUUGCCGCCAGCCUGGCAUGGCAGAAUGGCCGUCUCGGUGCCCGUGCCAGCGAGCGCUGCUGGGUUGCCUGGAGACCACCUAGUCUACGUGGCGUUCCGCGUCAUCCCCAUGGGCUGGGUCCUCGCAGUCACCCUCUUCCAGCACCUGCACCGCCGCCUGGCCUUGCGAGCACCGCGUCUGGGAGCUGGUUUGCCUGCAGGAGCGGAGUGGAGGCGCGAUCAGCCUUGGCCGCUGGCGAAGCAGCAUCCUCGCGCGUGGUGGCAGGUCUACAUCGAUGACUUUGAUGCGCCCGAGGUCCUGGAGGCGGCAGAGGCGCAUCGAGACGUGGGCACCCCAGGCGAGAUGCAACUCGCCAUGCGGCGCGCCUUCACCCAGGCAGAGGUCGCCUACGCGGAGGAGAAAAGCCACGCACGGCAGUUGCAGCUCGAGAGGAUGGGAGCGUCCAUCGACGGCUGCGCGGGUACGAUCAGGGCCCCUGCCGACAAGGUGAUCGAGCUGGUCCGCUACAUUCUGUACGCCCUGGGCCGCGAGUACUGCCCGUGGCUGCUUAUGCUCACGCUGCUGGGCCGCGCCGUUCGGGCCCUGGAGUUCAGGCGGCCGCUACUGAGCUGCCUCAACUCGGUCUGGGAGUCCUCCACCAGGACGAGAGGCGGACGCAUCAACAUGGGCAUGAGCCAGGAGCUGCUUGUGUGCAUCGGGUACCUGCCUAUCGCGUGCACCGACCUUAGGGCGGCGCUGUCGCCAGUCGCCACCGUCUCGGAUGCCUCGGAGGCUGGAGGUGGAGUGUGCGCCUCCACUGGCCUCACGCCCUUGGCAGACCAGCAGCUCAGGGCCGCCCGCCAGGGAGCUAGGCCGGUGCUGGGGCCAGGCCGCAGCGACCUGCAGCCCGCACGCAGCUCCCCGUCGCUGCCAGGGGGGCGGCCGCGGCCCAGGGUGCUCAUCGUGAGCCUCUUCGACGGCAUCGCCGCGCUGGCUGUGGCAGUGUCCAGGCUGCCAGUCGACAUCAUCGGCAUGGUGUGCAGCGAGGUUGACAAGCCUGCUAGACGAGUCGUGCGACUCCGAUGGCCUGGAACCGCCGACUGGGGCGACAUCCGAUCGAUCUCCGAGAAGGACGUCGUUAAGCUAGCUGACACCUACUACGGCCUGUGCGACGUCUGCGUCUGUGGAUCGGGCAGUCCUUGUCAGGACCUCAGCGCAGUCAACUUGUCGCGGGCGGGCCUGGCUGGCCCCAGUUCGAAGCUCUUCUAUGAGAUCCCGAGGGUCCACGGUCUCCUUCGUAAGCACUUCAAGGAGAAGCUAGCCACCUUUGUUGAGAAUGUUGCCUCGAUGAGUCCGCAAGUGAGAGAUGCUAUCACGAAGGUCGGCACCUACACGAAGGGCGCAGCCGAGUACGACAAGAAGCUGGCCUCAGAGUUCACAGGCCUCUACCCCAUCAUCGGGUACAUCACGACCGAGGACAACCCCGCCGACGCGCCCUCCAGACCGCUGGACACCGACGAGGGCAUCGCCGAGUACAUAGAGAUGCUCUGGAGCGAAGGCCAGCCUGUUAGCCUUGCCAACUAUGCGGUCGCUGCGAUAGGCUUCUUCUUCCCCUCAGUCAAACAGAGCUCGGGGCUGUCAUGGAGUCUGCUCAAAGCUUGGAGGCGAUGCGAACCGCCUGUUCGCGCCUUGCCGUUCACGCCAGAGCUCAUUCUGGGGAUGGCCGCCCUCGCCAUCGAGUGCGACGCUGUGGAUAUCGGCACCCUCCUAGCAUUGGGUUUCGCAGGUCUGCUGCGCACCAUGGAGCUGUUCACAUUGUCCAAGCAGCAAGUUGCGAUUAUCAAUGACAGAGUGAUUGUCCGCUUGCCUGAGACCAAAACAGGGUACCGCAAAGCCACUACCGAGAUGGUCGUUGUCGACUGCCCCAUCGCCUUAGAUCUAGUCAAGCGCUGGUAUGUACACGCAGCGCCUCCGGACACGAUCAGCACACGGUCGCCAGCGCAGCUUCGCAGUUGCCUGAAGAAGUUGCUGGCAUUCUUUCACCUCGAGGAUUUCCGCUUCUCCUGGUACUCAUGCCGUCGUGGUGGUGCCACGUACGACUUCAUGUCGCAUCAAAGUAUGGAGAUAACGAUAAUGAGGGGCAGAUGGGGUUCAGCGACGACCGCAAAGAUUUACAUCGAGCAGGCGGUUGCAGACAUAGUCCAG